AUGAUGGGACCGAUCCCAGUUAUGGGGUGGAAGCGGGAACGUACCCUGGCUUUUGAGGACCGUCGGGAAGGUCGGGAGAGAAAGCUGCUGUCCUGCUUGUUGCCAUUGCUGUCCAUCCUCUUCCCACCUGGCCCACAUGGCCCUCGUCCUCUAGCACAGCUGGGGCAGCGAGGGGCAAUGCUGGUGGCCAGGGACACAGGCCAGUGUGACUGUCAACAAGGACAGGGCCCUGCAGGUGCUGUUACAGGAACUCUGCCAGCCCCCGGCCAAAGGGGGGGACUGGCCAGGGCAAGUCUGAGCAGGAGAUCCAGGGAAAGCCUUGCAAGAGUUCAUGACCUGGGUGCCUCCAAACAAGGCACUGGUGCCUGGCUCUUCCUGUCGCUGAAAUGUCCCUGCAGGCAGAGGAAGCUGAAGAGCGAGGUGGAGAAGCACAGACUUUUUGAAGACUCUCUGAUUGAGGUCCUUGAGAAGAUCCCCAAGGGCCACAGUGAAGGGGAGGGGCCGGAGGAGGCUCUCGUGGAGACCGUGGUGGGGCACUAUGGGAAGCUCUUCACCAUCAACCAGGACAUCCAGAAGCCUCUGGAGGCCUUCUCCAAGAGGAACCAGGUCGUCCACCAGAGCCUGGGGUCUCUAGAGGAGAGUCAUAGGGGUUCGUACCCCGGUAACAGCUAUCUGAAGCCUGGCCCUUUGCCUUUAGCCCAUAAAACCGGGGGCAUAGGGGUCUCCUCUGCACCUGCGAGGAAGUCUUGGAGCAUUGGUGGGCUGCUGAGAGGGUCUGGCGCUGAGACAAGGGGAGCUCCUCCUGACCAGGCCCAGGGCAGAUGCCCCAGGAGGGUUUGCGGCACCCAGGUGACCCAGCCCCUCCCACCGCAGAGCUUCAAGAUUCCGCUGUGUCAGCUGCGAAAGAGGUGUCGCGGCAAGCAGGAACAGUGGUGACAGUUGGAACACCACAUUGCCUACCAGAGAGACGUGGACAGCUGUGAUGUGGCUGACCUCCAGCCAAGGGGCUUAGAGGGGGAGUGGACUGGCCACUGUUCACAGAGCCCCUUCUGGGUCUUUCUCUUCAAGGUGGGAAGCAAGGCUGUCACCGCUGACCACAGCCCCACAGACCUGAAGCCCAGGACUCCGGAGCUGCCCAGAGUGAGGAGCUCUGGGUUCCUCCAGCCCCCUUCCCAGCCCCUGCUCCAGGAAGAGCUGCUCAACUACAUGCACGUGGCCAUCAACAACAUGGUCCAGCAGUGUUCGCCCUCCGCCCACAGCGUGCCCAAGAGCAGGGACCUCUUCUCCAAGCUCGACCUGAUUCAGGAAUUUAUGUUGGACAAAAUGGAGACAGUGAGAUUUAUAUCACUGCGUGUGGAACCCAGAGUGUGCUGGUCAGCGGACAGUGACAAGAGUGAGGGCCUCAGAAGAUGCCCCAGGUCCUUCAGGAAAUGCCCAAGGGAUCGAGAUUCGAUCCCCCAAACGCCCUUUCCCAGCACCCAGACUUCAGCCCGCUCCGGCCCGUACGGACCAGGCUGGCGACCAAGCCAGCCCUGCCAGCCUCAGGACCAUCUCCUUAGCCCCUCGGCCUCCUUUUGUCACCACAGUGCCCCCAAGUGGGUGGGAGGCAGCCUGUUCCCCGCACUGGGGGAUUGGCAGGCAACAAGGCUGCGGACCGGACCGGGGAAGAAAGAGAGGGAGUUCGCCGGGUGGGAGGCAGCGGGAGGUCAGGUGGGACUUGCCAGGCUGGACUUGCACCUGGGGGCCAGGGCCGCACUGUCAAGGUCUUAGGUGGGUUUGUCUAAGAAGAGCUCUGGAUAGGUGCCUAGCUUUUAGGAAUAUGCGCGUCACAGAAACUCCCUUAAAGAGCCCCUCAGGGCCUAGGAGGCGUGAGAGCUCGCCUUGCCCACGGCAGACGGGGAAGCACGGCAGGCUGGGGGUCCUGAAUUUGUUCAUCGGGGGCGUCUCAUCAGAAGCAGACGCAGGGUCACUGCCCUCUGCGUUUCCGGAGGGUCCCAGAGCUGCCCGGAGUGGAUGCUGCUCUCGGGGAGAGCUUGGCAAGGCAGAACCCCUCCCUCUCCAGCCUGCCUGGAAAGUUGGGCGAGAGGGCAUCUAAGGGAGUCCCCCUCCCCCUCCCCAGCCGGAUG
This is a messenger RNA of Neofelis nebulosa (Clouded leopard), 2126 nucleotides long. It is a transcript of the gene CCDC197, whose product is annotated as coiled-coil domain containing 197. The record is from RefSeq and is a predicted model, not a curated record. NCBI's taxonomy places the organism in Eukaryota, Metazoa, Chordata, Mammalia, Carnivora, Felidae.